Nilaparvata lugens (brown planthopper) is the source of this 1255-nucleotide messenger RNA. Its product is annotated as CLIP domain-containing serine protease 14D. Gene Ontology annotation, molecular function: serine-type endopeptidase activity. The coding region runs from base 60 to 1052 and encodes 330 amino acids. The record is from RefSeq and is a predicted model, not a curated record. The transcript is spliced from 8 exons. NCBI's taxonomy places the organism in Eukaryota, Metazoa, Arthropoda, Insecta, Hemiptera, Delphacidae. Gene Ontology annotation, biological process: proteolysis.
CUGAAUGAGUGUCAUAUGUAGCGUUUGUAUGUUUUGCAAAGAAGUACCUCUCCAAAGUUAUGAGUGGACAUAGAUGUGCAUUCAUCAUCAGUCUAAUCAUAUUACUGCUCAACUUAUCAUUUUUCAAGCCAGUGGUGUACAUGGCUGAAGAUGAUGAGUUCGAUGGCGAAGAAAGGAUUCUGCCGCAUAUGGCUGUAAGUGAAGAUCUUGUUGAGUUCCUUUGCUCGGGCAAUGCGAGGUGCAUCCCAUUAUCAAGCUGCCAUCCUCUUCUUCAAUUGGUUGAGAAAUCGUGUCUAAACAUUAACAAAAGCUGCUACAAACCGGUGCUGGCCGAAGGCAGAAUUGAAGCAGAUAAAGUAACAAAAUUACUGGAGCAUCCUUGCUGUGGCUCAAUCAUAGCUCCAAGAGUAGUCCUAACAACUGCUCACUGUGCACUCAAAAAUCCAGAUAAUUUGAGCAUAGUUUCAGUGCGAGUGGGUGAAUAUGAUAUUUCACAGAAUCCAGACUGCACGCCAACAUUUUGCGCUUUGCCAGUGAGAGAUGUACCGCUCAGUCAUGUUGUCAUACAUCCAGGUUACUCUUCAAAAACCUAUCGUCAUAAUAUAGCUCUUCUGGUUCUCAAGCAGAGGCUCAAUUAUUCAGUUACAGUGCAACCAAUCUGCCUGCAUCAGUCUCAUUCGCCGCUGGAGGGGAGCCGAGCAAUACUGGUUGGCUGGGGAAGGGUACCAGGAGACACAGAUGUGAGAAAGAGACAACAGCAAAUUGACUUACCAGUGAUUGGUCUGGACAGAUGCGUGCGAGUGUAUGGAGGAUCAGUGCCUCUAUCCAUGAAUGAAAUCUGUGUUGGUGGAGAGGAAGGCAAAGACGCCUGCUCAGGAUUUGGUGGAGCUCCACUUGUUCUCAUGGAUAAAAUUUCCAAGGGCCACUUCACUCAGAUUGGUAUUGUAUCAUUUGGAUCAGAGAAAUGCGGGGUGGAAGGUAUUCCAAGCGUGUAUGUGAGAGUUGAUCAAUAUGUGGAUUGGAUAAAGUUGAACUCCCCCAAUGAAGGAUGAUUAUAAAAUAUUGGAUCUCAACCAGGAUCUCCAACAGAAACAACUUGAUGUUCAAAAGUUCAGAACAACUAACCUAUGAAUAAUGAAACUUAUAUAUCACUAUAGUACUAUGAACUACCGUAUGCUUUUGAGCUUUUACAUGUUUUGAAAACUCUAUAUUAUUGUGUUCAAGAUUUCCGUUUAUUAUCAAUAAAUAUGAUUUU